Toxorhynchites rutilus septentrionalis is the source of this 1999-nucleotide messenger RNA. RefSeq names its product dynein regulatory complex protein 9-like. Gene Ontology annotation, biological process: cilium organization. The transcript has 4 exons. Bases 1 to 1191 code for a protein of 396 amino acids. Gene Ontology annotation, cellular component: motile cilium; cytoplasm. Gene Ontology annotation, molecular function: protein binding. The record is from RefSeq and is a predicted model, not a curated record. NCBI's taxonomy places the organism in Eukaryota, Metazoa, Arthropoda, Insecta, Diptera, Culicidae.
AUGUCGAACCAGCUGGAAAUUUACAAAAAGUCCUCCGAAUCAUCCGAAGGCGAAGAUGGUAAAUAUGACGUUACCCACGUAAUAGAACUUUUAAUUAAUACUAUUAACAAUGGUACUCUAGCAUCCACAAUCGACUCGUUCAGUUGCUCCAGCACGAAACCCAAGCCGACUUUCAAUGAGAUUGAAAGUGCUAUGAUCAAUUCUGUGAUUGAGGAAACCAUCUUCAAGUUAAUUAUCGUCAACAUGGAGGAUGACCAGGGAAGCAUGCCGAUCGUUAAGAAACCCGCAAUGCACAUUCGAUUCGAUCCGUCGUAUAAAAAUAAAACAUUUAGUGAAAAUCAGGCCGUGGAUGUAGCGAUGGGAAUGAUGAUACUGGUGAAGUUGAAGAACGAUAUAUCCAACUUGAGGAGAUUACUUUCGGAUACUCACGAGGAGAUGGCGGAGUACGGUACUUUUGAGACACUGCAAACAUUCAUGGACAAUGAUGUUCAGAGCGAAAAAGAGGAGCAUCAACUUAUCAGAGAUAGUAUCUUGAACGAGAAAAAGUUAAAGGCACUGCAAGUGCAGUUGGAUCGCGAAACAAAACAUCUUAAGGCUUUGCUGAAGCAACUGGAUGAUGAAAUGUUCGACUUGGAGACAAAAUCACAGGACAUUCGUGUCGAAAACGAUGUUAAAUCCAGGCUGGUGCACAAAUGGGAGAACACUCGUCACCAGCAAGCACAAAUCGUGAUUCAAAGCAAGGAAAAUGAUUUGUUGGAACGGUCCAAGGAAACUAGAGAGAACAUUGAGCGAGAAUUGAGAUUGAAGAGUGAGAUUGAUGUAUACAUAAGUUAUUGUAUUGAUCAAAUCAAUGAGAAAAUAUCUUUUUGGGUUGACAAAUAUCAACGGGAGGUGAAAGCCUUCGACAAGGAUAUUAUGCGACACAAAGAUCACAUAAGCGAGCUUAAAGUGAAAUUCGAAGAAAUGACCGCUCUCUACAAACAUCGGGAGAAGGAAAUAAAAAUUUGUGCUGAGUUCCGAAAGGAGCGCGAGAAACAAAUGGCGUUCGCUGAUAAACAAUUACGGUCAGCCAUCAAAAUACAGGCCUGGUGGCGCGGAACAAUGGUACGAAAGGGAUUGGGACCGUUCAAGAAAAAGAAAAAAUCAAAACCAACCAAAUCACCUAAAAAAGGUGGUAAGAAAAGUAAAUAGUAGUAGCGUGAGCCGGGGACAAAUUGAUCACGUUUUCCAGAAAAAUGCGAAUAUUUUCGUUUUUUUUUUGUUAGAUUUACACCCAAUUAUAUUUAAAAUCAGUACUGGUACCAAGGUCACAGAACGUUAUGUUUUCUUUAAAUACUCUUCAACGUAUGUCCAAAAAAUUUUUUUGUGGAAAAUUUAAAAAAAUAGCAUCGUAAUAAAAUUGAUCAAUUUAUUUUUUCAUGAUUUUCUAGUGUGAUACAGAUAAAAAUGAAUAGUGAUUACCUGAUUUUUUCGCCUAUAGUCAUUUAAAUGACGAUGACCCAUUUCACAAGGGUUAUGCAUCAAAAAACCAAAUCCGAUAUUCGGAUUACUGAUAAUAGUUUAGGAGAAAAUUUAAAACGUGACAUGAAUGCCCGCUAGUUAUAAUAUGAACUUAAAUAAUGAAAACUAUGUUUUAUAUAAAACAAAUACAGUGUUCUUGUACCAACCUUUGAGAAGGGCCACAUAAUUAUAUUUAAAAUAUUUUAUGUUUUCGCUGUUCUCGAGAAAUCUCAGCACUUACUUAACCAAACUUCUAUGUUUACAUACCAUUGAAUGAAUAAUUAAAUACUUGUUUGAAGAACAUUUGGUAGAUCUAUGUUUUAUUUUGUAAAUUAUGAGAAACAAGCUUUUGAAAAAUGGGUAUUUUAAAGCGUUGUCACGUCACAAAAAUAGAGCGUCUUUUUUAGUUUACCUAAUGAAAAAUGUUUGAGCUUAAGCAAACAAUGACAACAAACGCCAAGUUUUGGUUAAAAUCGGUCCAUGAAUAAGGAAGAAUGAA